Molecule: messenger RNA, 837 nt
Organism: Acanthamoeba castellanii str. Neff
Lineage: Eukaryota; Discosea; Longamoebia; Acanthamoebidae
Product: P21Rho-binding domain containing protein
Exons: 7
Coding region: 1-837 (278 amino acids)
Biological process (GO): mRNA processing; actin filament organization
Cellular component (GO): cytoplasm; nucleus
Molecular function (GO): RNA binding
Source: RefSeq, a predicted model, not a curated record
AUGAACGGAUCUGCGGCAGCGGCAUCGCCGGCUCUCUUGGACAAGAAGGCGGCCAAGCUGAAGUAUAAGGAGGAGAGGAAGAGGAUCAAGGAGAAGGAAAAGGAGAUGAAGGAGCAGAAGAAGAAGGAGGCCAAGGAGGCCAAGAAGCGCGGCAAGGGCUUCGUGGGUGCCUCCAUCAGCGGGCCUACCAACUUCUCGCACGACACCCACGUAGGCUGGGACAUGGACCACGGCUUCGAGGUGCGCAACAUUCCAGCCGAGUGGAAGCGACUGUUCAUGGAGGCGGGCGUCAAAAAGAGCGAGCUCCAGGACCCGGAGACCAGGAAGGCCAUCCUCAACGCCGUUCGCCAGUCUGUCUACGGCGCGCCGCCCGCGCCUCCAUCCGGCGUGCUGGGCCCCGGCUUCAAGGGCCAGGCCCUGUGGAGCGAAGACGGCAACUGGUACCAGGCGGUGGUCGACUCCAUCAGCGAUCAGGACGGCGUCAAGUACUACGCGGUCACCUUCACCGAGUACGGCAACCAAGAAACGGUGACGGAGAGCGGAUUGCGAAACGCGGAUGGAUCGCCGAUCGACGGUGGUGGCUCGUCGUCGGCGCCCGGCGCCCCGGCGCCACCGGCCGGCGGAGUCGACCUGGCGGCGCUGCUGCAGGCCAAGGCCAACGCGCUCAAGACGCCCGAUCUCACCAACAUGUCCGAACAGCAGGAGGGCAACAUCGUGGACGCCAUCCAGAACGCGCUCUCGUCCCGCAGGCAGGGCAUGUGCUACUCGGUCUACGGGCAGGACGCCGGCCAGGACGGCUGGGACGAUGACGACGACGAGUCCUGGAUGGACUUCUAA